Kockovaella imperatae is the source of this 2062-nucleotide messenger RNA. RefSeq names its product L-ascorbate oxidase. Gene Ontology annotation, molecular function: copper ion binding; oxidoreductase activity. Bases 328 to 2040 code for a protein of 570 amino acids. NCBI's taxonomy places the organism in Eukaryota, Fungi, Basidiomycota, Tremellomycetes, Tremellales, Cuniculitremaceae. The record is from RefSeq and is a predicted model, not a curated record. The transcript is spliced from 5 exons.
GUCACACUGAUGGACCGGUCUGGACACUGCAGGUAUUGGACUCGCAUGAUCAUGCGUACAUAUGCCUCGUAGUACCGCGUUCUGGAGGCCGCCAUCUUCUUCCGUGAACGCGAAUAGACUCACGCAACCAAUACUCGGCGCACGCCGUUUGUGAGGAGGACUAUUUUUGGCGCAAUUAGUGUAUUCCAGGAGAUCGGAAGCCGUUUCCGAUUUCGAAUUCGGAGACCGGACCGAUGUGCGGACAUGUGUUAUCGAGGUCAAAACGAGAAGAGUUGAGAGACAGGCGGGGUACACAACGUUCGUCUGAUCACUGCUACCGUUCAGACAAUGCUGCUCAUUUUCUUACAAGUUUCAAUGCUCCUCUCAACGUGCAUAAAUGCUGGAUCCCACUGCCAUGACUCGUCCUUCAAGCCGAACCAUAUUCUCCGUGUGACUAUGGGAAAUCUCAGUAUUGGAUGUGGCACCACUCGUCAAUCGCACCUGAUCAAUGGAACAUCCCCCGGACCGGAGAUACGUUUGACGCCAGGGAAGAUAUCAUGGAUUCGGGUCUACAACGACAUGCCAUCGGACAAUCUGACAAUGCACUGGCAUGGCCUCUCACAACGAAUGGCGCCAUUCUCGGAUGGGACUCCACAUACCUUGCAAUGGCCUAUUCCACCCAUGCACUUUUUCGAUUACGAGGUCUUUCCUGGCGGUGAUGAUGCCGGAACGUAUUUCUAUCAUUCUCAUGUUGGCUUCCAAGCUGUCACGGUCUCUGGGCCUCUUAUCGUCGAGGAUGAGGGAAAGCCGCCCUAUCAAUACCACGAUGAGCGCGUCAUUGAGCUGACCGACUUCUUCUACAAAACGGACAAAAAUAUCGCGGCUGGACUGUUAGCAAAUCCUUUUGUUUGGUCAGGCGAGACACAUGGUGUUUUGCUCAAUGGCCAGGGCGUGACAGAUGUUGUUCAAGCCAGCGGGAACUACUGUGCUCUUCCUACGUUUGAUCUACUUCCGGGCAAGACCUACAGAUUCCGAUUCAUUGGCAGCACGGCGCUGUCCCUGGUCAGUUUGCAGAUUGAAGGACACAAUUUAACGGUCAUCGCGGCAGACGCACGCUACACCCAGGCCCAUGUGACAGACUAUUUGCAGAUUGGUACUGGACAACGCUUCGAUCUCAAGGAUCUAAAACGGACAACGUUUUUCAUGAAAUAUCAGACCAAAGACCGUCCCCCGGUGUAUACGGGGUAUGCUGUAUUCCGUUACAACUCUUGUCAAAUGUUUUCCGCUUCGCCGGCACCCGGAAUCUCUAUCAUUCUGCCGAAUAACCUCUCAAGUGGAAACUUUCCAUCUGCGAAUAAAGUUACCCGACGACUUACAAUGACAUUUCGCCCAGAGGGAUCGCCUACGGGCCAUAUCCGUUGGUAUGAGAACAACCUCGGAUACACUGAAUACAGCUCGCCUCGCCCAUUGCUUCCGGAUGUCUACCUCUAUGGCGAAUCAGCAGUGCCAAAUUAUACAUUGGCAUUGGAGAACGAGGGAUGUGACCCAGAAUUCAAGGCAUGGCCCGCCAUGAUCGGAGAGGUGCUCGAGAUUGUCAUUGAAAACACGGGAUCAGAAGUCGCAGGAAACGGCGGGCUAGACAUUCACCCCUUCCAUGCUCAUGCUGGACACUACUACGACAUUGGAUCCGGAAAUGGUACAUACAAUGCGACGGAGAACGAAGUGAGACUUGCAGGCUAUUCUCCUGUGCUGCGGGACACUACCUAUCUUUACAAAUAUGAAGCCGCGACUGGAAAUGGCACCGAUGCGUCCUGGCGAGCAUGGAGGAUCCGGGUCACCGAUGCCGGGGCAUACUUGAUCCACUGUCACAUCUUGCAGCACAUGAUUAUGGGCAUGCAAACGGCAUGGGUGUUUGGUAAUGCUACGGAGAUUCAAAAAAUACCGCUGGCCGAGGCCUCUGGCUACUUGACAUAUGGCGGCAGUGCCUAUGGCAACCAGUCGUAUGACCCCAUCGUGUAUCAUUACUACGAGGAUACUCCUGAUGAGCCCUGGCUUCGGUGAAGGCGGUGAGUGGAAGACCCGG